Messenger RNA from Gigantopelta aegis, 1136 nucleotides. Its product is annotated as CUB and zona pellucida-like domain-containing protein 1. The transcript is spliced from 6 exons. The coding region runs from base 164 to 898 and encodes 244 amino acids. Lineage: Eukaryota; Metazoa; Mollusca; Gastropoda; Neomphalida; Peltospiridae. The record is from RefSeq and is a predicted model, not a curated record.
CACGCAGAGGAAGGGAUCCAGAUGCAGGAUCGAUCACACUUAGGGUUUGUUUGUCCGACCCCCACCCAGUGUUCUAGGACGAUGGUAUAGAUUUUCCUGCAUCUAAAAGGUCGCUCGAUGCUUUAUCGUUGCGGGAGAAACCCUUACGUGUACAUCGCAGCAAAUGACAAUCAGUUUCAAUCGAGGUAAAUUCCCCGGUCUACAUGAACAGUACAUGACGCUGAGAGACAGCACGUGCCACGCUACCGGAAACCAAACUCACAUCACUCUAGUGUCUCCACUCAGCGGAUGCGGAACAACGUCUCGUAAAGUUGGAAAUAACACGAUUUAUGAGAAUGUGGUGAAGUCACAGGAAGUGGUUGUCGAAGGUGUCAUAUCGCGCGUGCGUGAGCUCUCCGUGCCAUUCGAGUGUGUAGUCCCCGUCGUCACCAACCAUUUCGCUGUUGAGGCCCAAGGAGUUUUCGACAUAAGGCUGGAGCUGUUUCACGACGAACACUUUAACAAAACACCAGAAGAUCCAUUUUACAUCACUCCGGGAGAGAGCUUGUACGUACAGCUGAAUAUGGAGACGGACACAAGACUCUCACCGUUCGCUAUGAUGUGUGAUGCCACGCCCGUCAGAUCCAGAUCCAGUAACAUCUACCCCAUCAUACAGCACGGAUGUGCGAAGGAUGACUCUGUUAGAUUUCUACCUAAUCCAAGUCAUAACGUUCAGAGAUUCUCCAUGGAGGCUUUCAAGUAUAUCGACAACUCGCCGGCCGUGUAUCUCCAUUGUGACGUCAUCGUCUGUAACGGGUCAGACAACUCCUCCCGCUGCGCUUCUGGUUGCUUGACGACAAACCCUGGACGACGAGCGGUGCGAGACGUUGCACGUGCAGCCAUGUCCGGGGGUUUCUGACUCGAAGGCAGAUAUCUAAACACUAAACUGAUGCCCCAACCCGAAUCGUGGUCUCCAGUGAACCUGGUGAUCUUCUGGAGCGGACUAACGGCGGUGUGUGGAGCCGCCAUUCUCCUGAUCGUCGCCAUCAUCUACAACUACCGCCUGGUGUUUGUCAAGAAACGACCAGUGUUUUAUUAGGAUUGUUGUGUGGGAUUGCUUGUAUUCAUAACUACAUAUUAAAGACAUUACAAAGAAA